Molecule: messenger RNA, 2681 nt
Organism: Prorocentrum cordatum
Lineage: Eukaryota; Dinophyceae; Prorocentrales; Prorocentraceae
Source: the annotation of a GenBank genome assembly
GCGAUGCGUAUGCAGACGUGGUGAUAAAGGCUCACGCCGUCGAACAGUACGACAUGUACACGACCUUGCAUCCGCUGGUGCGUUUCGCUUCCUACAUUGAUGACACAGCGCUUGGCGUCAACAGCAGUUGCAAGCAGAGGGUGAUUGACCAGGCGGUGGAUGCGACAAAAGGCUUCUUCAAGGUUGCACGGGCACUAGGGGCCAGCAUCAACGAGAAGCUUGCCAUCAUUGCGAGCACCAAAGCUAUAAGUGAUGAAGUCAGUCGCCGACUUCACCUUGAUUUGAAGAUCAGCUUGAAGAGCACGGCGUAUCUGGGCACUGACGUUUCUGGAGGCAGGGCUCGGAAUGUCAAAGGUACGCGCGGGAAGUUUCGGGCAAGACAGAAUGCGCAUGGCAGAAGGCUGAGGAAGCUACGGAAGUUCAAGAAGGUGCUCGCUGGCAAAAAGACGGAGAGAAUUGGGAAGAUCUACCGUGUUGGUGCGAGGCCUGCAUACACGUUCGGGGUGGAGGUCAACGGGGUCAACGACGUGGAGCUAUUGCAGUUACGGCGGGAGUACAACAAGCACGUUAAGCCCAGCCACGGCGGCACCUCCGCGAGCGCGAAGCUGGUGCUGCUAGGCCUGAUACCGCAGCUGUUCCACUUGAAUUGCUGGAAGCUUGGUGGAGAAGGGCAGUUACCGAACCUGGAGAAGUCAAGCAGUGGAGUAAAACACGUGGUCCCCUUCAGCGUGCAGCACUCUCAGUACAACGAGCUGGGCCUAGCAGUGCAGCAUGAGAAGGCACUUGCGGAGAAGUGGGACAUGCAGCCUUACACACGAGUCACCUUCGAUAUCCUUCGGCGACACGUCAAGUCCAGGAAGUUCAACAAAUACCAGAAAUUCUGUAUCAUGAACUGCGCAUGUGAUGGAGUAUGGACACGUCAAAAAGCGAAGGAGAAAGGAUACCGAACGGACGGCAAGUGCGAGUGUGGGGACGAGGACACGUUGGUGCAUAGGCUGGCGGAGUGCACUCGUCCAGAAGUCGUGGAAGCACGACAUGAAGCUGGAAUCCCCGAGUCGUUCCUUCAGGAGCUACGCCAAGCGCCAGAUGAUCGCGUCGUCACCCAAGGGGCUUUCGCAUAUCCUGAGUGGGAAAUUCCUGAAAUGCAACUAGGCACUGGCAGCGUGAUUCUCGACGGUGAUGGCAACGAUUUCGAUUGCACGCCCGAGACCAUGGCUGCGACAGUGCUGGCUGAGACGGAUUUGGAGAUGGAGCUUUCUUUCGACGGGAGCUGCACGAAGCCAGAUAUCCUGGAGCUACAACGUGCUGGAUGGGCUAUCGCUUUAAUGGAUCCACAUUCGGACAAAGUACUAUGCACGAUGCACGCACCAGUGCCAGCUUCGCUUCCGCAAUCCUCGGCGAUGGCAGAGUAUUUAGCCUACGCGUACACGGGACAGGUGGCAGACCGACCUACCAACGGAUACGCGGACUUCAUGGGCACGGUCAGACUGGCGGCUCUCACGCACGAGCAGCAGUUACGGUCCAAGUCGGCAUACGCGUGCGUGGCCAUGUUUGCUCAGAGCCUUCCUGGAUUCCAUUUCCUCCGCAGUGUGACGCACGUGAAGGCACACCGUUCGGGAGCGGAGUAUGCUGGCCUCGAUGUGGCCACAAGGAGGAUCACAGAUGCCAAUGUCUAUGCGGACGUUCGAGCCAAAGCUGGUGCGGCGAUGCAUGCAACCAUCAGCGAGGAUUUCGCGAUGGCUAUCGACACGGCCACUGUGAGGAUCAAACAUUUCGCGCAGUUGGUAGCGGCCGUGCUACCCUUGUUUGAUCGUGAUGGGCAAGAGCGAUGGACAAGGCGAGCUGCCCAAGUCAAGAGGGUAAGGAGUACGCGCACCGAUGGAUGGCACCAGUGGGAGGAAGGAAGCUUCGAUCUUCAAUGCAAGGCGUGCUUGAAGCUCAACAGCCCAGGGAUGGAAGUUAUGCUCAAUGGCUGCGCUGGCACCCCUACCUUCCUCAAGGCUUUCCUCAACCAACCACUCGGACAUCACCUCGUGGCGGUGAACCAGAAGGGUGACGGGCUCAGCGACGACGCGGUGCCCACGGUCUUUGUCUGCGUAGGCUGCGGUGCAUGGGCACAACAACGUCGACGGCAGAAACUCCGAAGGCAGUGCAAGCCACCAACCAGACAAGGCAUAGAAGUUCUGACGAAUCUACGGCGGGGCUUAGGCCCACACAAGACGCUGGCGAGGCACAUGGACUUGACGAUCCCCCUGUGCAAGCUCAUGCCCAUGACCCUGCCCCCGCUGGUCUCGAAGACCUGCGUCAGCCGACCUGUGGCGUUGGCGGAGGUCACGGGGUACGAGCACAAGAUGGCCGCAAUGAUGGAAAGGCACAUCAGUGUCGCCAAGACAAUGGAAUACCCCCCGUGGUACAACAGCAUGGCAAUCACCUACCCGCAGCCGCUGAAGACGGAGUCGGUGAUGAUGACGGUGCACGCUGCAGCCAAGACGGAAAGGAGGCAGGAGCAGGGCCUCAUCCGAGCAGCGAAGGUGGAAAGGAGGCAGGAGCAGGGCCUCAACCACAUGACGGAGACGUCGGUCUCGCCAGGGACCGCGUCGGAAAGGGGGCAGGAGCAGGGCCCCAGCCGAGCGGUCGCGGCGGAAAGGAGGCAGGAGCAGGGCCUCAACCGCAUGAUGGAG